Molecule: messenger RNA, 1223 nt
Organism: Perognathus longimembris pacificus (Pacific pocket mouse)
Lineage: Eukaryota; Metazoa; Chordata; Mammalia; Rodentia; Heteromyidae
Gene: Tm2d2
Product: TM2 domain containing 2
Exons: 4
Coding region: 73-711 (212 amino acids)
Source: RefSeq, a predicted model, not a curated record
GCUAGGCUACGCGGAAAGGCCUGAGCUGGCUGGGCUCGGGUCGGUGGUGCCGGCCGGGGUUUGUCCGGGAGGAUGGUGCUGGGUGGCUGCCCGGUGAGUUAUUUGCUUCUGUGUGGCCAGGCGGCUUUGUUGCUGGGGAAUCUGCUGCUGCUGCACUGUGUCUCCCGGAGCCACUCGUACAAUGCUACCGCCGAGCUGGAGCUCACCUCCGCUGCCCACCCGGAGGUGUCCGCCGGGGCCCCCAGCUGGGAGUACGUCGAUCCCCACUCUCCACUCAUCCUCUGCUCCUACCUCCCUGACGAGUUUAUAAAAUGUGACGAACCAGUGGACCAUGUUGGAAAUACAACCGCAUCCCAGGAACUUGGUUAUGGUUGUCUCAAGUUCGGUGGCCAGGCCUACGGUGAUGUGGAACACACCCGUGUCCAGUGCCGGGCACUGGAUGGAAUUGAAUGUGCCGAUCCUAGGACCUUCCUCCGGGAAAAUAAGCCCUGUAUAAAGUAUACCGGCCACUACUUCAUUACCACUUUACUCUAUUCCUUCUUCCUGGGAUGUUUCGGAGUAGAUCGUUUCUGUUUGGGACACACUGGCACUGCAGUCGGCAAACUGCUGACGCUUGGAGGACUUGGGAUCUGGUGGUUUGUGGAUCUUAUUUUGCUCAUCACUGGAGGGCUGAUGCCAAGCGAUGGCAGCAAUUGGUGCACUGUGUACUGAGAAUCUCUCCUGUGGCCCAGGAGGGGAGUGAGGGACUGAGGGAGUGCUCUUGGGUCUGAUGUCAGUCAGACCUGGAGAUUGUCAGCCCUCUUUAGAGGGAAUGGGUUUGGUGAAGAAAGAUUCUCUGGACCUCAGAUUUUCAACCCAGAUCCUCCCUUGCAGACCAGAAAUGACAAGCGAACAGUGUUGUGGAACUCUGCAUACUUCCCUCGUGGGCAAAAUGUAAAAUCUAGUGCUGACUCAUAGGCUGCAGAUGGGUUUCCAUGCUCUUUGUGUCUGUACAACACUAAAUCCUUAGUCCUGUGGAGGAGGUGGACCCCAGAGGAGGCGGAUCCACUGGGAGGAGCAAAAUGAGUAUUGUCAUCCAUGUGCCUUUUGUCACCUGGAGUCUUCAUGCAGAAGAGAUCCGGAGCCGAACCAAUGAAAAUCUUCAGCAGACAUAGAAAUGGCCAUGGAUUUUAAUAUACACCAUUUUUGAACUUCAGUUUCAGAAUAAAUCUUGCCAACCUGGA